Molecule: messenger RNA, 631 nt
Organism: Triticum dicoccoides
Lineage: Eukaryota; Viridiplantae; Streptophyta; Magnoliopsida; Poales; Poaceae
Exons: 3
Coding region: 185-511 (108 amino acids)
Source: RefSeq, a predicted model, not a curated record
CGUGAACCUCAUUGGCAGAAACAUGGGAUUCUACACUGCUGGUAAGCACAAGGAGUUCUUCUCGCGCUUCAUCCAACCAUUUUGAAGUCAUGCUAGUUUCUUCAAGUGAUGCUGCCAAACGUUCCUCUAACUGACUCUUCUCCUUCUGAAUAUCAGCAAUGGUGUUCUCCAUUUCUCCCCUACAAUGUUGCAAACUAUCGAUCUCCUGUUCUUUCAGCAUAACUGUGCGCACAAGCUCACUGAUCUUUGUUUCGAGAACCUCAUUGGCAGAAACAUGGGAAUCUACACUGCUGCAAUGGUGUUCUCCAUUUCUCUCGCACAAUGUUGCGAACCAUCGAUCUCCUGUUCUUUCAGCAUAACUGCACGCUCACUGAUCUUUGUUUCGAGAACCUCAUUGGCAGAAACAUGGGAAUCUACACUGCUGCAAUGGUGUUCUCCAUUUCUCUCAUACAGUGUUGCAAACCAUCGAUCUCUUGUUCUUUCAGCUGAACUGUAUGCACAAGCUCACUGAUCUUUGUUUCGAGAACCUCAUUGGCAGAAGCAUGGGAAUCUACACUGCUGGUAAGCAUGAGAUCUUCAUGCGCUUCAACCAAGCAUUUUGAAGUCAUGCUACUUUCUUGAAGUGAUGCUG